UGUUUUUCCUCCCAGUAAUGGAAGCCCACCGGAGCGUCUUCAGCGCGUCUCUUCUGCGGCGUGUCUUUCGGGGUCUGCCCGGGGCUGCAGUGUCAGUCAUGCCGUUCUGCAGCUCUGCUCUCCGUGUCCUGAUCUUCCUGACCGUUAUGUUCAUUCCUGAUGACCAGCCCGGUCAGAGAGCCGCUGUGCCAGUGUGGCUGCCUGUCCUCUUGCUCACUGUGUUUGGGGUAUUAUCGAUGGUGAUUGGGUGGAUGUGGAGAAAAAAGCAGCAGCUCCAGAAGAGAAGUGGAGGCAACAGAAUGAGGAACCAUAAUGGAGAAAAGACAAUGAAGAAAAGAAGGAGCCUGUCAGUCAUGCCGUCCCGCAGCUCUGCCCUCCGUGUCCUGAUCUUCCUGACCGUUACGUUCAUUCCUGUGUCUGAAUCAGCAAAUCCCUCAGUGAGGGUGAAGUUUAAUGAGACGGCCACUCUGCCCUGCUCUGAGAGAUGCUCUGGUUUGGUCAGAUGGACUGAGUUCAGUAAAUCCACUGAUGUUCUGGCUGAGUGUGAUCAGACUUCAUGUAGAUCAGUGAAGGAGGGAUAUCAGAUGAUCCAUGAUCAGUACCUGAAGGGGAAUCUCUCUCUCAUCAUCACUGCAGUUGAUUUCACUAAGAGAGGCUUGUACACCUGUGACUGUGAUGAUAAAGAUCUCUGUGAUGUGACUCUGAAGAUUGAGCCCUUGAACACCAAGAUUCAGAAAAAACCCGGAGAAUCCCUGUUUCUGGAUCUGGACAUUCCAGAGGAAGUGGAGAUGAUUUAUAACCGUACAGUUGCAGCUGGACCAUCCAGUGGUCAGAUCUGUAGAGUGGUUGGACGAUCACUGCAGUGUAAACCUGACUAUAAACAGAGAACAUCACUCGCAUCUACGUUUGUGCUGAGAGGAGCGACUCCUUCUGACAGUGGAGUUUAUACCAUCAUGGACAAAAGGAAUGAAGAGGCCGUCCACAGCUACACAGUGAUAGUCGAAGGUGGUGAAGGUUCUGAAGCUCAGGAUCAGGUCCAGAUCCAUAAGUCCUCUCGAAGCCGCCGCAGUGCUCCAUCUGAUGAUCAGCCGUGCAGAGAUCAGGGAGCUGCUCUGCCUGGAUGGGUGGUUCCAGUGCUGGCUGUGCUGCUCACUGCAUCAGUGGGGAUAAACUUUUGGCAGAGGAGAGAAAAUCAGCAGCUCCGGAAGAAACCUGAAGGGAGUGGAGUUGUUAAAGAAGACCAGAAUGGAGCUGAUAUGAAUGGUCUGGGUAAACCUGGUGCAGAAGAACAGCACAGACUAGCACCACCCAGUAAUGACCUUGAAGCAGUCUGAGGUCAUUCUGAGCCUCUUCCUUAUUUUCUUGCUCUCUCUCUUGCUUUUCCAUUCCUGGACAUGUGUGUGAGAGGGGUUGUUUCCAUCAGUGUGGAGAGUCCAGGUCUGUCUGCUGUUCAUCUGCAGAGCUUUAAGCUUCCACUGACAUCUCUUAGCUGAAGUUUCUGUAUUGACGCUCUUCACUGUCAAACUCUGUAAAGCCCCUUUGGUCCAGAGAUGGUGCUCCAGAUCAGAGACUUUUCCUCUAACCUAAAGAGCUUUUUGACUCUGAUCUUGAUCGAGAAGCUGCCUGUGUGUUUGUGAGACUCUGACCUCAGAGACCAUUUACUCUCCUUCACUCUGUGCUGGACUGUUACUGGUCUCUGGUGAAUUUAGCCAAAGGAACACUUGUUCUGUAUCCUCUGUUUCUGCUUCAGUAAGGUUGUAGAUGUCAGUCUGACCAGGAGUUUAAUGUGGAGAAAACCUGAACCGUUUCAUUCUGAGACAUUUCUGCAGUGCAGCUGAGUGGGAAGCUUGUUUAAUCACGUUUGUGAAGUUGUUUCUUUUCAUGUUAGAGCCACAUGGGGGUCCUGAGACCCUCAGAGAAGCUCCAUCUCAGGCCCUGAUUAGUACCUCACAAUCGAGGAGAAAAGUGAGGGAAGUGUGGAAUAGAUGGAGGUGACUGUUGUCAGGGAAACUGGAGUGCAGUCUGAAGGUCAGUGCUUGGCUAGUGCCUGGAUAGCCUGGCCAGCUGUAUGUAAUGUAGUGUAAUUGACCAACUUUUGGUCUCACAUUAAACACAAAAUAGCAAAGUUCUUUAGCCAUUUGAAACCAUCAGUGUUGAGUGGAGAAAUACUGACUGUUCUUUCUGUAAAAGACUGAAAAUAAAAAAAAAACAACUUAAUUUUAUUUUUUAAAGACAUCAAAGGAAAAGUUUUCACAUAUUAAGUUACUGUUUCUGUUUGUUUAGUGAUUUGUUUUUAAGAUCAUUAAAAGCUUCUGUUUUUUUAAUACCCAGGAGUUUAUAUGAAACUUGGAUGUGAUUCAUAUAAAAAUUGUAAUCUGUUAGCUUCUAAAAUGAGCUGUGUACUAAUCGUGCCCUGGUCAGAUUUGGUCAGCGUGGUUACUGUGUUUAUCUAGUGCUACAGGGCAGAAACAAGCCUAAGAACGCUGUGAUUAUUAGGUGUGUAAUGAUGCACUUCUUGUGCCUUACGUAGUGGGAUUUCUCCAGAUUCCCUGAAUCUUCUGAUAUUUUGUACUGUAGAUGGUGGGAUUUCCAGGGUCUUUGCAGUUUUUCAUUGAGGAACAUUUUUCUCAGGUUGUUGAACCUUUUGUCCACCUUUGCUUCUGAGAGACUCUGCCUCUCUGAAAUGCUCUUUUAAUACUCAGUCAUGUGAGUUAGUUACAAAUCGCUUCUCCAGCUGUUUUUUAUUGGUACCACUUACUUUUCCAGCCUUUUGUUGUCCCUGUCCCGACCUUUUUGAGAUGUGCUGCUGCCAUCAAGAUCUAAAUGAGUUAAAUUGAGGAAAUGGUCAAAUGUCUCACUCUCAGCAUCUGAUAUGUGUUCUGUGUUCUAGUGUGAAUGAAUUGGGGGCCACGGUUUUGAUGCACCGUCACGCUUGGGUGUGAAUUUAAAAAAGGAAAAUGAUCAUACACUUUGAUUUUGGAAUGAAAGUCAAUUAUUCUUAAGAUUUUAAUCAUUAAAGUAAAUGUGUGUUUAUUUUGAUAGUGAUUAAUAUUGGGUGCUUCAGGUUCUUCCUGCCGCUCAUGUUCACCAUGAGCUAAUGCUCUCUGAUUACAUGCUGCUUUGCUUUAUCGCUGCCAGUUGUGUUCUUGUGUUCCACAUGUGUAAAUGUGAUUCCCAUUAGAUCAAGGAAUUGUAUUAUUAUAAGUUCAUCAUUUUUGAUCCAGAUUUCAUAUUCAGAAAUAUGUAUUUUAGUCUGAUGAUGAAACACCUGAGCGGGGAAAUUGCUCUACAGCUUGCUCAGGGCUGUGACAGGGCUCUGUUACCUGGUACCAGAGUUUUCUGUCUAUGAAAUCCAAAUGCUUCCACUGAAGUGUCUUCUCUGUGAGUGGUGGUCCUCAGUGUGGACACAGCUUGGUCCAGGGACACAGGAAGGUUUCAGGAUUGUUUACCUGCAGCUACUAGAAGCUCAGACGCUCAGUUCUGCCUGAUAUGGCUGUAAAACUGAUUUUCAGCCAGUGUAAUUAUUUUCCCCUCCCACCAAUCAAAUCACUGUAAGGAUCUCCUGCUGGAUGUGCAGAGGCACCAGGCUGGGCAUUAUUAGCCGCGGCGUCGGUCAUAUUUACAUGUUUUCUCUCUCCGUCCUCAGGUUAGCAUGUGAUGUUUGAUAUGUCCUGUAAAUGACGGUGUAAAGAAAACAGUGUUGUGGUGUUUGUCACCUACACACUGUUAAAAAUGUCAGCACCCCCAGCUGAAAACACCUUCCUGUGUCCCAGACAGCUGUGUCUGUCUGUAUAUUAGGUUAUAUAAUAUAUUUUUUUAUAAAUCAUAAGGUUUUAUAAGUGUUUAUCUUCUGUCACUUCAUGUUGUUUCUAUUUAUUGUACAUGUCUGUGAAGUUGAAGGAAACAUCUGAGAGGCUGAACCAAGUGCCUCAGGCCUGUUUCACACAGGUCUGUUCCAGCAGGAGAAACAGUUUAAUGUGAUGGAGCGUUUGAACUUCCUCUGUUUAUCAGGAGUAUAUGCAGAAAAUAUAUAUAUAUAAUUUUUUUUUAAUAUAAUAAAAUUUGUUUGUUUAUAUUCAUAUUGUUUUCUGUAGUUGGUUGAUUAGACUGCUUCAUGUAGGCCGUGUGAAUACUCUGUUUCUGUUGGAACUACAGAAGAACUGAACAGGUUUAUGUGUGAAACAGGCCUCACAAACUGUUCCAUCCUCACUGCACUAAAACCCCAGAUGUUUAGAAGGUACAGUGGUUUUCUACUUUUAUAUAA
Messenger RNA from Pygocentrus nattereri (red-bellied piranha), 4264 nucleotides. RefSeq lists its product as uncharacterized. Gene Ontology annotation, biological process: negative regulation of T cell proliferation; cell surface receptor signaling pathway; cellular response to lipopolysaccharide. Lineage: Eukaryota; Metazoa; Chordata; Actinopteri; Characiformes; Serrasalmidae. Gene Ontology annotation, cellular component: external side of plasma membrane. The record is from RefSeq and is a predicted model, not a curated record. The transcript is spliced from 8 exons. The coding region runs from base 18 to 1334 and encodes 438 amino acids.